GCGCACCGGCCAGGGGACCGAUACGAACAGCCGGUUCCAACACUCAACACUUGUUCAACUGAUUAAAAAGGUUGUGCUUCCGCGUCACGUGACCUAUAAUUCAAGCUGUGCGAAAAACAUAUGGUAAUUACGAACACACACAUACACACAACAGUGAGUGUGUGUUCUGAUUGUGUGACGGUUGAGCUUUCGGUAAUUGUCUGCUUGUUUUCUGGGCGUUUUGUUUGGAGGGACGAGCUCCCAAGAGCGCAUGUCUGUCUGGCUGCUACCUUUCUGGGUCACGUGACCAGUAGGUGGAUCCAGCGCAUAUCUAACUCGACAGGUAAAAAAAAACAAGACGAGAGCAGCUUUGCGGGGCACCAGCGCGAUGUUAAACCCAUUAAGCAGCGGGCGCAAAGCUCUGGGGAAGCUCGCGACGCGGGUGGAGGAGGUAAAGAACCCAUGGCGGCCCACUUCCACGUUAGAACUGAGCCACAACGAAGCCGCGCGUCUCGCCACGGAUGCGCUUCUCGAGUCAGGAGAGAAGGAAUACCGACGCGUUCUGACUGAUGAGAAAGAGCUCAACUUUCUCUCCUCGAUGGAAAUCCGCUAUAUUACCGAGAAUGAGGCAAAGACCGAGAAUCCCGAGAAUGGCACAAACGGAGUAGGAGACUUUGGAGAAGGAGACGCGGUGUCAGAGCUCACUUCGGGAACUUAUUUCCCCAUGAUGUCAGAUGAAGAGCCGCCCAUGCUGGCGCUCGGCUGGCCCGAAGUGCCCAACCGCCACGGGCCCUGCGAGACUAAGAUCUACUUCCAAAGAGACAAGUCGCACAAUGUCAAAGAUGUGGUCCGAUCGCUGAUCAGUAAAGCUAAGAAGGUCAUUGCCUUGGUCAUGGAUAUUUUCACAGACGUGGACUUGUUUUGUGACUUGCUUGAGGCUUCUCUCAAGCGCAAGGUUCCUGUGUAUAUUCUGCUUGAUGAGAAGAAUCUCAGUUAUUUCACUGACAUGUGCAAUACGCUAGACAUUCAGCACUCACACUUAAAUAAUAUGCGGAUAAGGAGUGUAUGUGGAGACACAUAUUGUACCAAAAGUGGGAAGAAAUUUACAGGAGAGGUGCAGGAAAAGUUCAUGAUAAUUGACUGCGAGGAAGUACUAGCUGGAUCGUACAGUUUUACAUGGCUAUCUGCUCAGGUGCACAGCAACAUGAUUUUGCACUUUUCAGGACGCAUUGCUGAAAGCUUUGAUAGGGAAUUCCGUUGCCUCUAUGCAGACUCGCAAAUCAUCGAGCGGUUUCAUAACCCCGAUGAGGAAGGCCUUCCUUACUACAAUUACAAAAUGGUGACCAACAUGGAUUUAUUCCAAGACAGAGGAGUUAGAGAGAGAGAGAGGACUUUCUCAGAAAACUCCAGUAGCCAGUCUAGCAAUAGUGUCUCCAGCAUUAAAGCAGCUCCAGGUUUAACCCCUACAGUCUACAAGGUUACCCAUGACAAAAAGGACACUGGCACAAUCAAGAGUUCAGAGAAGCGAGGUGUUUCAAAAGCAGGACUUCAGAAGCCUCAAGGAAGUCACAUUGGCAGAGGAUCCCACAAUGAUUCCCUGCAGAAUCCAGUAGGGGAAUAUUCAUCAUCGGGAGCAGAAAGGGCCAAACCAGGUGCGUUUCAAACCAACCUCACAGGGCCAACGUCCAAAUUUCAAGCCAUGGACCUUUAUGAACAUAAAACCUCUUUCCAAACUGCUGCCAAAUCACAACCAACACCUUUAAUGGAGAGCAGAACACCCAAAGUGCGUAGUCCUACCAAUCCUUUUUUUAACAAAUUCAACCUCUUCUCCUCAUCAUCCAAAGAAAAGGACCCCUAUUUAUUAUAUAGGCCACCUCCAUAUGUUACAGGUUUUGGUGGUCCUGAUCUCUCACAAAAUGAGCCAGAAAGUAGUCAAAGUCCUCCUCCACCAGCGCCUUUACCCAAGGAACGAGCAGGCCACGAUGGCCGAAUCACACGUGGAGAUGAGAAACGCAUGACUUUGGGCCACAGCAAAUUAGACCUGGUCAACCACUACAACCAGUUGAAAUCAAAGCAGAUUUACAGCCGUUUUGAACUAAAGAACAAUUGACCUUUUUUUUUCUUUUUUUUAAAUCACACCUGGUGUCACUAGUUGGUUUACUUUUACUCCUGGGCAAGACAUUUUUCUGCAGGCUUAAAUUGUACUGGAAUGUGGUAUUGUGUGUGUUUUUUUUUGUUACACAAGGAAAAAUAUAAAAACUGUCAGUUGACAGACUGUAAAUUUUGUGACUGUUUUUUUCUACCAAGUUCACGAUUUACAGUUAGUACUGUGUAAAGUCUAUAUGUAUAUGAUUUUGGUGUAUAGCAUUGCUUGAUUGGCACAUUUUUUAAAAUUGGUGUUGCUUCAACAAUACCACUUGUACUUCUUGUGGUAAGCAAGAAUGGUGGUAGCAACAUGGUAUUAAUCUCUUAGGUGGAACAGUUUUUUCUUUAUUUGAGAUUUUGCAUUCCUAAGUUUGUAGUCUUCCAGAUGUCCAUGUGUUUUUAUACUGUGACAUUCUUUGACUUUUAAGAAACUAGUCAUUCACACGUCUGCCAUUACAUUAUACUGUCACUCAAACAGUUUUUUUUUUCUUUUUCACAUCAUUUUAUGUAAAGUCUACAGACUGUUGUGUGUGAAAAUCUCAAUCCAGCCCUCUGGCACAAACAACGAUGCAAUGUUUAUAACAACAGAGAUCACGCAUGUUCCUCGUUUGCUGGAUGAUGUGAACAUUAACUGAAGCUCAUUUACUUGCAUGAUUUUAUGCAUUGUGCUGCUAAAACAUUAUUGGCUGAUUGUAAAUAACCGCAUAAAUGAGCGUUUGCUGAAGGUUAAAGUAUAUGGUAAAUAUGUAACAAUACUGCUGUAAAGAUCAGUUUAAGUGAGAGUAUGAAUGUCUUUAGUUAUUUAUGUGAGGUUGAAGCAAGUCAAUAAAAUAAACCCUGUUAAUAAUAGUGUGAAUAAAACAUCAUGUACAUUGUGACUCACAAUACUAAUUUGACCAUGCUGAUGGUGUGCCUACACUGGAAAUACCAGAAGUGAGUCAGCAGGAAGAUGUUAAUUUGCAUUGUUUUGUUCUUGGUUUUAACCAUUCUGCUACUGGUUUUCACAAAAACUCUUUCUUGAAAAAUUUGCAAAAAUACUAAUGCAGAGUUUGACCCUUUUUAUUUUAGCUUGGUAUGCUUUUGUGUAUUGGGUGAGGAGUUAUACUAUCCUUCUUUUGUCCAAAGUUUAAAAGAUUGUCAGUUGUCUCAUUUGCAUUGAUAAUUGUUUAUUGAAUUUUGAUUUGAAUUCUCUGUGAGCACAGUAAGACUACAAGUAUUGUACAAAAGUAUUUCUGGUCUUUUAUGUUCUUACUAUGUCAGGUAAAUAAAAAAGUAGUGUAAAUAAUA
Molecule: messenger RNA, 3411 nt
Organism: Silurus meridionalis
Lineage: Eukaryota; Metazoa; Chordata; Actinopteri; Siluriformes; Siluridae
Gene: sack1c
Product: family with sequence similarity 83 member C
Exons: 5
Coding region: 368-2089 (573 amino acids)
Source: RefSeq, a predicted model, not a curated record